This is a messenger RNA of Tympanuchus pallidicinctus (lesser prairie-chicken), 3260 nucleotides long. It is a transcript of the gene TASP1, whose product is annotated as taspase 1. Gene Ontology annotation, molecular function: threonine-type endopeptidase activity. Bases 401 to 1762 code for a protein of 453 amino acids. Lineage: Eukaryota; Metazoa; Chordata; Aves; Galliformes; Phasianidae. The record is from RefSeq and is a predicted model, not a curated record. The transcript has 16 exons. Gene Ontology annotation, biological process: protein maturation.
GGACCCGAGGCGACGGUCGUGCCGGGGUUCCUCGCUUCGUCCUUCCGGGAAUUUUCCCCAAUAAAAGUUUCUUUUGCCUGUUAUUCGUGUGCUGCGCUUGGGUGGAAAUAGUGCUAGCCGCUUAUAUGACUGCUGGCUCUGUGUUAACACGCAGUUUCUACCUCUUAAUGUAACGGCAUCACGCAGAUGGAUGCGGUGUAUGGCUUCAGGGCAGCGAGUUGUGCAGGUCACGCAUAAAACUCUUGUGUAAACGUUUUGGCUUUUGCUGGCAUUGUAGUAGUGCUGCUUAGGAUCUUCAGCAUCAGCUGGGAUCUUCGCUCUAAAGAGGAUGACUCUACUCCAGAAUUUCUUUUUGAAUGGAAGCAUGCUCUUUUCCAGUAGAAGAUGUUGAUCCUAAUGUAUGAUCAUGGAGAAGGGGAUAAGCUCCGUAGAAGUGUUACCUUCCAAAUCAUCUCAGGUUACAGCUGUAAAAGUGGUGGUCAAAGAGCCCGAAACAAAGCAGACCCAAAGAGGGAAACGAGUGGGAUUUGUGCUUGUUCAUGCAGGUGCAGGUUAUCAUUCUGAAUCCAAAGCUAAAGAAUACAAGCAUGUGUGCAAAAGAGCCUGCCAGAAGGCUAUCGAAAAGCUACAGGCUGGUGCUCUUGCAACAGAUGCAGUGACUGCAGCACUUAUAGAACUGGAGGAUUCUCCUUUUACAAAUGCAGGAAUGGGUUCUAACUUAAACCUUCUGGGUGAGAUAGAAUGUGAUGCCAGCAUAAUGGAUGGGAAGUCAUUGAAUUUUGGAGCAGUUGGCGCACUGAGCGGAAUCAAGAAUCCAGUUUCAGUUGCAAAUAGAUUGUUGUGUGAAGGGCAGAAAGGAAAACUCUCUGCUGGCAGAAUUCCACCUUGGAAAACUUGCCUGUCUUCAACACUGUGUUGUGUCCUUUUCCUCUUCUCAAGCUUGGAAUAUGCUGUUGGAGAAGGGUUUAGUUUAGCAGCUUUUAAGAGGAACAAGAGGAAACUGGAGUUGGCUGAAAGGGUAGAAACUGAUCUUAUUCAACUAAAGAAGAGAAGACAAUCAAAUGAAAAGGGCUCCAGAGUCAUGUGCAGAACGUGUGGGAGACCCUCAAAGGCCAAUGAUGGUAGUAGAGGAGGUGAUCAAAUAGAGCUCUACUCAUUGGAGAAUGACUCAGGAACAUUGGAUACAGUCGGUGCAGUUGUUGUUGACCAAGAAGGAAAUGUUGCUGCUGCUGUCUCCAGUGGAGGUUUAGCACUAAAGCAUCCUGGAAGAGUUGGUCAGGCAGCUCUUUAUGGGUGUGGCUGCUGGGCUGAAAAUACAGGAGCUCAUACACCUUACUCCACUGCUGUGAGUACUUCAGGUUGUGGAGAGCACCUUGUCCGAACCAUACUGGCCAGAGAAUGUUCUUGUGCUUUGCAAACAGAGGAUGCCCACCAAGCUCUCCUAGAGACUAUGCAAAACAAGUUUAUUGGUUCACCUUUCCUUGCCAGUGAAGAUGGUGUUCUUGGAGGUGUGAUAGUUCUUCGGUCUUGCAGGUGUUCAGCAGAACCUGAAUUAUCACAGGAGAAGCCAACUUUACUAGUGGAAUUUCUGUGGAGCCAUACAACAGAGAGCAUGUGUGUAGGAUACAUGUCUGCACAGGAUGGCAAAGCUAAGAAAUGGUGUAACUGCUGGCUGGAGCAUUGGGAACAGAUGUCUGACUUGAGGAGUGAAAGACUCACAUUUCAAGACUUCCUCCUGGAGCGGUGGCAGGACAGUCCGUAGCAAUAGAAGGAGGAGUUUGCCGACUGGAGAGCCCAGAAAGCUGAACAGCUGAUUCCUCGCUUCAUUGCAAAGAAUGUGAAUGACGUUUUCUACAAUAAGUUUUUUUUGUGUGUCUUAACAAAUGUUGGAAAUUCUACCCUUGCUUUAUACACCAUAUUGCCACCAUGUGCUCCAUAACUUGAGACAAGUGCUGCUGUAGUUUAUGUUCUCACUCUGUGAAUGGGAGUGUGUGCAUGUUCAUUUUUUCCCUGAUAAAAUAGGACCUCUUCCCAGUUGUACAAAGAUUAUAUAUGAUUAGCGAUUACGUUCUCAUUGUUUUAUGUUUGAGAAAUAUCUGAAAGUUAAAACGAAAUAAUAAUUUAAAUAUGUGGUCACAAUUGUCAUUCAUGUUCUAAAUUUAAAAGGAACAGGCCUUUGAAGUGGAUGUAUAAGUAUGCAAAAACAAUUAUGGUUUCCAAGUUUCUCAGUGGUUUAAGGAAAUCCAGUGGUGGUUUAAAUAUGGAUUGCUUUUUUUCCUCCCCAAUAAGGAGGAAUUUUUUUUGUCAAAGAAUGGUUUCAGUGAAACAAACUAGAGCAAAAUUAAGGCUAGAAUUGUUCUAAAUAAUCUUAUAAGUCAUAUCUCUGUUUCCAAACUAAGAUGUUAAUAGCUUCAAGCUGUAUCUAUUACAAAAUGCUAUAUGAAGAUAAUGUAUCGUAAUAAUGCAGUCUUUAUGUAUAAUGGAAUAUUACAGUGUAAAUAAGAAAACAAAGUUUAUGGAAAGAUUCAAUAUUAUUCUUUGCUUCUGUUUUAAAUCUAUUUUUAAGAGAGGUACAGAAAUGAGCAUAUUACUGGAUGCAAAGUGCAAUGUGUAUUGAAUGGAUGCUGGGAAUUCUGAUAGAAGCUUUCUUACAGAUAAAGCAACUUCCUAAAGUCCAGCCACAGCAUGGGUAUUUAUAUAACUGUGUGUAAUAUAUAUGUACUGUGCAUAAAUUUACUGUAAUUUUUUACACCUUCAACAAAACUGCAGUAUGAAACAGUGUAAAACUUGUCUGCCUUGUGAAGCGUUGGCAGCUGAACUGUCUUUUGUCACCAGUUCUGAUAUGUUAGCCAGAUCGCCCGUGUCCUAAAAGUGACUUCUCACAUACAAUCUUCCACUCAGUACUUCUUUCUUUACAGCACUGGCAGCAAUAGAAGACUUUUGUAAUUAAUUCAUUGUCAUGAUAAGUAUGCCAAAGAAAAAUUAAAUUAGUUCAUCUUUUUCCCUGGUGGAUAUUUGAUAAUUCUGUUUUCAGAAAUAGUGGAUGAAUAGGUAUUCAGACUGUAUUUGCUUAAUUGGGCAUUGUACUAUCCUCUUUUGUAAUGUUGUGCCUGCCUAUAACAGACCUACUCGACUGCUGAUUAAAUGGUUGCAUUGAUUGUAGUACCAAUGUUUCAUGGAUAAAAAUCUUAAUACAUUAUUUUAGUAGCCUGAAUUCAUUUUCACUCUUAUGUUAAAUAAUACACUGAGAUAUGUUCUUA